Messenger RNA from Micromonas pusilla CCMP1545, 477 nucleotides. RefSeq lists its product as uncharacterized. The record is from RefSeq and is a predicted model, not a curated record. Lineage: Eukaryota; Viridiplantae; Chlorophyta; Mamiellophyceae; Mamiellales; Mamiellaceae.
AGGAGCGUCGCGCGUCGAAACCCGCGCGCGGCGACGGCGAGCGCGCGACCAACGGCGAGGGGAGAGAGAUGGAGCGGAACCCGCGAGAGGACGCCAAGCCGGAGGCCUCGGGUUUAACGAUGCGAACCUUCGAGUGUAAGUGCUGCGGGAUCGAGAUCAACUACGAGUACAAAGGGCGCACGCCACCGUACGAACCGUCGAUCGUUUUCCUCGAGGACGGAUACUUCCGGCGAGACCCGUUCGCGGACGUGAAACGCCCGCUGUUCAUAGGCGCGGACUGCAACGUGUGCUCGCGUCCGGUGUGCGCGCAGCCGACGUGUUCGUUGUUCUUCACCAAACGCUUUUGCGCGGCGUGCGCGAAGCAAUACGCGGAGGGGUUCCCGCUCGAGUUGCGGCCGGAUUUAGAAAAACUACAAGCGAUGCCGGUAGCCCCGGCGACGUUUGACGUAGACUACGGAAUUAGAACAUCAAGCUAGG